Molecule: messenger RNA, 5557 nt
Organism: Mizuhopecten yessoensis (Yesso scallop)
Lineage: Eukaryota; Metazoa; Mollusca; Bivalvia; Pectinida; Pectinidae
Product: KAT8 regulatory NSL complex subunit 1-like
Exons: 8
Coding region: 669-4349 (1226 amino acids)
Cellular component (GO): NSL complex
Molecular function (GO): histone acetyltransferase binding
Source: RefSeq, a predicted model, not a curated record
UACCGAGGUAAUGACAGCCCGCAUUUUUCCUCUAUGGAAGAUUGAGCUCUAUGAAUAUACACCUUAUCCAAACGCCAUUGCUGCGCCAGAAAGAAUGACAGGGCGUACUCCAUUUUACUGCAGAAACUCAUGGAUUCCAGGACAUGAUCUACACUGAACAGCAUAUCAACAGAAAGAAGAGGAAUUUUUACAUCAUUUCAGAUAAUGUGUUAGCACGAAGGAAGUAAAACGAAUGCAUAAUAAGCGUCGGAAAAUGAUUCAGACAUAACUUCAUGCAUGUGUGCUUAAGGGACGUGGCCAGAUCACGUGGUCCACUCCUUUUUGCUAUUUAAUUAUUCGUUUCUCAGAGAAAUGGCAGCAUUUUUGUAUUCUUGCAUCUUAACGAACUAUUAUCUGACAAUUGGAUGUACACAAUGGUGAAAUGGUCUGCGUUUGGAAGGAGACAACAGCUGAUUUGCGGUUUGUUUUCAUUUGUGAAACUCGACGGGGAAUGACAAAAAAGUCACGUGCUCUGUGAUUAUAUUAGGACAAGACGACAAGAUUUCUUAGUCGCACUAUAUCACUGUGCAGUUUGGUAAUCUUAACAUAAAGGACAAUAUAUUUUAUGAAUCCCUUGAUCGCUAGACCCUGCCAUAUCCGAUGGUAGAAAUUACGGGGAGGUCGCGUUUAUGUCGAUCCCUCUUUCAUUGAGAGUAUGUUGUAUGGCCGCUAUGGCUCCCGCUCUCACGGAAGCGGUCACACAAGCUCGUAUCAAACUGUCUGAAUCCCCACCCCCAGCGUCACCCGAGCUGACAACACCUCUUCUUAACGGGAACGGACUGGCCCAUCAUAAAGCUGAGAAGGUAUCGACGGCAUCGUCUGAACGGGACAGGUUGGGCGCACCGUGCGCCAAAGGUAAACAAGGAAGAGGCAUCGUGGGGUUCACCUCACAUUUGACCUUGCAGCAGUUACAACAGGCCCACAAACAAGGGCUACUAAAACCGGUUGGUUGUAAACAAAUAACUGCAGCAAAUUUAAAACACUUAAAAUUAGUUCAGAAAUUGCCCCAAAUAUCGCAAGAACAUUCUCUUUCGUUUUCUGUUUUAGAACAGAACGGCAAUCAAAUUCAGGCUGAUGAGAAAAUGAACAAGACGAACUCUGUUAAUGAGACAAAAAGCACAGGUAAACAAGGAGGAUUGAUCAGUCAAAUUAAACGUGAAGAUUUCCAAGUUCCGGAAAAGCGCAAUAUCCCGUACAAACAAUCGUUGAAUGUGAAUGAUUUGAGUUUCAGUGAAGUUAAACAUACUCCUCAUAGUAAUAACAAGACUGUUUCUAAAAAUCAACAAGGAGCUCCAGUGAACAAUUUAGUAUCAUCAUCUGGAUCUGAUAUGGUUGCUUCAAUGGGGAACGGCCCAGAUGUCGGUGAAACAUCAAUUAGCAAAUCGAAGGAGCAAGCUGAAACUGUCUGUGAAUCAGGGGUUAAGAAACUUGAAUUAUCAGAACAAGUAGGACGAAAGCAGCAUGUGUUAGAAAGGCGCACACAAGCCUUGAUUCGAAGGCUACGGCGCAUUCAAGGAAAUCAUUUGGAAAGCCAUGUCAGAAAUCAGUUGAGCAGUUUUGUUAAUUUUCAGAAUAGUAACUUGCAGACAGUUGCAAAGACUAUAAAAUCAAAUAAUAGUAAUAACAAUGAUCUGAAAACAGACCUAUUUCAGAGCGAAGAUGUUAAGAGUUUGUCAACAGCAGCACUUGUUAAUCUUGUUAGGAAAUUACAGUCCUCAAACAAUAACAACAAGACAUCGCUACAGCGUCUGGUUAGUCAGACGAAAAGCGAAAAGGACAUCGUGUCACAGGGUGUCCUCUCUAUAGACGAGGAAACAUGUACAGAAUCCAGUCGAGUGGCAGGACACCUUACUAUGAACUUGAAGCAUGCACAAAGUGCCAUAGAUUCUGAUGCCACAGAAAGUAGUUCUGGAGGAGAGAGUUGUGAUGAAGAUGAUAUUUACUAUGACAGAGAUCCAAAGACAACAUUAAAUCCUUUGCAUCGUAGAGCAGAGUGGAAAUGGGCAACAGAUCGUGCAGCAGUAGCAUCUAGGUGGACAUGGCUUCAGGCGCAAGUGUCAGAUUUAGAAUACCGCAUUCGACAACAAAGUGAAAUUUUCAAACAAAUACGACACACAAAGGGAAGUGUUAUACUUGGCGAGGCUCCUGCUCCCGAGGACUUGAGUAUCCGACUUAAACAAGGGAAGGCAGCAGAUUCCAAAUUGUCCCCGCUGGACGCUAAAAUUGCUAACCUGCAAAAGAAAAAUGAAGCCUCGCCGUGUAACAUUUCAACUUUGCUCAUGAAUGUAAACAUGCAGGCAUCGAAAUUAACUAAGUCUUUAGGCAAUUGUCUUUCCCCUGCACAAGGGGGCAGUAACAGUAGUAAUACAGGAGACAGCAAUAAAGUGAGGGGACAGCAAAAUCAUAGUGCAAAGCCACUGAAUGGCGUGAUAGGACAAUCUCAUGAACACAGUGCGUCGGGAACAUCCUCUGAUACUCCUAGUACACCACACACACAACAAGUCGGACCAGCAGGGGACAGUGUUGCAUCAACACCUGAGAUUCCAACGUCACCAUUCCCACCCGAUUUGACUUGUCAGGCGGCCCGGUGUCGGCCUGUUCGGAGCUAUCGGAAACGGAAGCUUCUUUGGACAUCCGGUUUGCACCAACGUAGUCGUAAGGCAGCGCGUUUAUCCACAAUCCGUUGUGAGUGUUAUCCCCCGAAGUCAUCAUGUCCUAUGUGUGGUGGGCGGUAUAACAACAUCCAGAGCGUCAACCCUGACAACAUGCCAAUGCAGGAGCGCGUGUCCAUCCUCGACCCUGCAUUUCAUCCGGUUUUGUCUUUCACACAAGAAAUUCCACUUCCUAUUCACUUUGAGGCACUUCUGAAGAGCGGAGAAUGGCAGAACAAACCACCACCGAAAAGUGCAAAGGCUUUGGCAACAGAGAGAAGGCGACAAAAGUUGAUGAGCCAACAGCGUGUCAACAAGAAGACCAAGUAUGCCAAGGGUGCUGCCGCUGCUCUUCUUUCUUCUGCUAAACUACGUAACAAAUAUGAGAGAAGAACACCCACCAAGUCUAGAUCUGCAGGAUUGUCCAUGACACCGAAAAAGAGUGCAAAAGAAAGACGACUGGCACGUUCUGACAUGAAGCGACGAAGAGUGGCUCAGCUAGCUAUGGCACUGAAACAAGACAACAACCUGUCUCUAUCCUAUACUGAUGGCUAUUCUGGGAUGGAUGGCAAGAAUUUACUGAGUUCUCCACUCAAUAAGGAAGGAGGAACACUCUCAUCAAGUGCACCGUCCUCCACCCUAAAAGAGAUGAAAGAGGCUCAGUGGCGACGUCGACGGGAGAGCGAGUAUGACAUCAAUAACAUUGUCAUCCCCUACAGUAUGGCUGCUUCUACUCGUGUGGAGAAACUCCAGUACAAGGAGAUUGUAACACCUAAAUGGAGAGACCUGACCAAGGAUGAUGGGGAAGUUCAAGAGGAGGAAGAAGAGGAAACAAAUGCAAUCAAAGAGAAGAUGGAAACAGAGCAAGAAAGACCCGAGAGUCCAGGAGAUGUAGCUGUUCCUAAAGAACAGGACGGGGAGGAGGAGGAGGAGGAAGAAGAAGAGGUGGAGGAUUUAUCGGAUGAAUCAUUUGCCGACAGACACAAGAUCUGUGAAGUACAGGAGAAGAAGAGGUUUACAUCAUUCAUCCAAUACCCAAGUCGGAGACAACGAGGCUCAAGAGAGGAUCAGCCACGCACCCCUGCCAUGGCUGACGAUAUCCCAAUGGAUAUAAGUGUAAAUGAGCCCAUCCUUCCAUUGAUGAGUCCUCUCUCCACCAGCCCCUCUCCAACCCCGCAGGCACAGGCUCAGGCAUUCAAAGACGAGGCAUUCAGGAGGCGGAGUAGUUCAGCUUCCUCUCGGCGCCUCAGUAUGAGUGCCAGUAUGGAUGAAAACAGCCGAGAUUCUCAGUUAUAUGAGAUGGUCGAGAUUUUCUCUGUUGAUCCAUGGCCAGAUAGGACUUUCCCUUUAACAGAAGAUGAUUAUGAACAAAUGAAGACGGUUCAGCCUCCAGCUGUCCAUGUACGUCGUGCUCGAAUCUCCAGCGCACGCAUAUCUCUUAUGAGCGAGUACAGCAGCACUAGCCACCAUCCCCAGCAAGAAGAUUCUAUGUCGGGAAGCAGUCAUCCAUGCUCCCCGCUCCCAAGUACUUCAUCAGGGUCAGUUGUUGGGGAAGAUCCGAAUGACCCAGAAUGGAUGCUCAAUGGGGAUAAAGAUAAAGAUAAAGAUAAAGAGAAGGUUCCUUUGAAGCAGUCUGUCAUCCUCAAACUGAAACGGUGAGAUGAUCCCAACAUAAUGCUGGGCAUGAAUCGCCAUAAAAUCACCCCUGGCCUCCCAACGACGAUCUAGCCAAGGUACCAAACUGGAGUAGCCCCAUUAACCAGUCUUAGUCUUUAUAUCCAAGCAAGGCUGAUGACUAUGUCCACUCAUAAAUGGACUGGCCAUGGAGACAACCUAGAAUCUCCGAAAAAGAACUGUAGGCCUUUGGAUAUGACCCAGAAUCUCUGCCGAAGGACCAGAGGUCUUAAGAGAACGCCUAGAAUCUCUGUGGAAAGGAAGACCGAGGCCUAUGCAUAUGGGUGGAAUGUCAUUGUAAUCCUCCAGGUUUGGAAGAUACUUUGGGACUGAUUUGAUUUGAAUAUGCAAUGCUUAUUGUAAGUAAGUACUGUAUAUUUCAUGAAAAGGCGAAAGAUAGUGAGUGUAAUCAUUCUGAUUUACUGUGUUAUUAUUCGGCAAGAUCAAGAGAUGGGACACUGCAAGUCAUUGCUGUUGUAAUGUAUAGCUAAGGUAUUAGUAAAUCCUAUUGUUACAGAACUCAUUAGUGCUGACUGUUCUACUCUAUAUAUCUACACAAACAUGUCCCAUAAACACAGAUACAUAUAUAUAUAUAUAUAUACACAAGGCAAAGAGAAACUAACCUUACAGAUCUAGUCGGAACGGACUAAGAUCACUGUGAAGUCGGAGUGAGAAGCAAAGGGAAUUGAUCAAUUAAAAUCCACAAUAUCUGAAGUGCUAUGAAAUAUUUUGAAGGAGGAAGAAGGUUGAGACCAUCAUGGAUUUUGCUUGGGUCAAAAUUUCUUCUGUCUGAAUGACUAGUAGAAAGCUUUUGACUGAAUGCCAUGAUUUUGUAAAUAGGUGUGCUUGAAAGUUGCAAGGGUCUCUGAUUAUUAUCCAUGCAUGUUGUGCAAUUGUCUGGUCAGAUAUUACUAUUGUUCAAAUAUAUCAAUUUACCAACUUGUUUUUGUCCACAAGGAACUAUGAUUUAUGUAUGAUGAAUCAUAUACAUACUUUGGAUAUUUGCUCACUGGAAAACUGUGUUUAUUUUAGUGACAAUGAUAUUAUAAGAUUUUGCUUCAAAUCAAAUUAUUUUGACCAAAAUUUGCUAUUCAAGUUGAUGGUAACUGCAAAGAUAACAUUUUUAGGUCACCUGAGCUUUAGCUCAAGUGACCUAUUGCUAUCCGUUUUCGUCCGUCGUCGUCCGUCGUCCG